UUCACCCUCUAUCUACCUUCGCACUUUGCACUUCGCACUUCACACUCAAAAGUUUGUUUUCAUUACUCUCAUUUUCAGCCAUGGCAAAGGGCGAAAAGAAGCCGGCGGAGAAGAAACCAGCGGAGAAGGCACCGGCGGAGAAAACCAAGGCGGAAAAGAAGAUCCCGAAGGACGCGUCCUCCGGCGAUAAGAAGAAGAAGAAGAAGGCGAAGAGCGUUGAGACCUACAAGAUCUACAUUUUCAAGGUUCUGAAGCAAGUUCAUCCUGACAUCGGAAUCUCUAGUAAGGCCAUGGGGAUUAUGAACAGCUUCAUCAACGACAUUUUCGAGAAGCUCGCUCAGGAAUCUUCUAGACUCGCGAGGUAUAACAAGAAACCAACCAUUACUUCGAGGGAGAUUCAAACCGCUGUGAGACUCGUGCUUCCUGGUGAGCUUGCCAAGCAUGCGGUUUCGGAAGGGACUAAAGCUGUUACUAAGUUUACAAGUUCUUGAUUUUGGAGAAAAAUUUGGAUUAGGGUUUGGAUGGGUUGUAAAGGGAUGAAAACGCAUUUUGUGAAGCCGUUUUGGCUUGAGGUUUUGUUAG
Arachis duranensis is the source of this 582-nucleotide messenger RNA. RefSeq names its product probable histone H2B.3. Gene Ontology annotation, cellular component: nucleosome. The transcript has a single exon. Gene Ontology annotation, molecular function: protein heterodimerization activity; DNA binding; structural constituent of chromatin. Lineage: Eukaryota; Viridiplantae; Streptophyta; Magnoliopsida; Fabales; Fabaceae. Gene Ontology annotation, biological process: nucleosome assembly. The coding region runs from base 81 to 491 and encodes 136 amino acids. The record is from RefSeq and is a predicted model, not a curated record.